AUGUGCUACUAUGGCGGCUACUACGGAGGCCUGGGCUAUGACUAUGGUGGCCUAGGCUGUGGCUAUGGUUGUGGCUAUGGCUGUGGCUAUGGUGGCUAUGGUGGCUAUGGUUAUGGCUGCUGCCGCCCACUGUGCUGUAGAAGGUACUGGUCCUGUGGCUUCUACUGA
This is a messenger RNA of Rattus rattus (black rat), 168 nucleotides long. RefSeq names its product keratin-associated protein 20-2-like. The coding region runs from base 1 to 168 and encodes 55 amino acids. NCBI's taxonomy places the organism in Eukaryota, Metazoa, Chordata, Mammalia, Rodentia, Muridae. The transcript has a single exon. The record is from RefSeq and is a predicted model, not a curated record.